Molecule: messenger RNA, 1065 nt
Organism: Dichotomopilus funicola
Lineage: Eukaryota; Fungi; Ascomycota; Sordariomycetes; Sordariales; Chaetomiaceae
Exons: 2
Coding region: 1-1065 (354 amino acids)
Source: RefSeq, a predicted model, not a curated record
AUGUCGCUACCCACCUACGUUUUCCGCGCCCUCUCAGUCUUUGGCGUCUGCGCGCUAUGGGGCCUGAUCGCCGUCAAUGGCACAUUGGUACUCAUGCUGAAGACGACGUACUACGGCGUUUAUCCCACAGGUACGGCGCAUAACUUUACCUGGACGGGUAUCUGGCCUCUCGACUUCAUGCUGGGCCAAGUCAUCUGUUUCUUCUACUCGAUAUUCACCCUUGCCGAGCUGCCCGAUGACGGGCCCUUUCUCCUCGGCGCCGAUCUCUUGAUCGCCCUCAUCGUUUUCAGUAUGAUGACGCUUGCCGAGGACCGACGCAAUAGGAAGACUGGCGCGCUUCGAGUACCUGUUUGGUGGCAGUCCCUGUGGAACAUGUUUGGCGCCGCUUGCGUGCUCCCCGUCUACCUGAGCUAUUACGUCUCCGAGCGGGGACGCACAACGCCUCUCCGGCGCAUGCCCGCUGUGCAGGCUCAGGCUUUGCCGUUCUCGGCCCUCUGGGCGUUGGUCAUCAACCUUCCUACUCUGCUGCCAGGCCUCCUUUUGUCGACGCCCUACCGCAUCCAAGCCGGUGUUGCGCUAUGGCUUCUCGGCCCUUACACUUUGGGUCCCGUCCAAGACCUCAUCGCCAACUUCUUGCUGCCUUUGCUGCCUGGUAGUUUCCCAUCCGGGGGUUUUAAAAACCCCACCAAAGCUGCCUACACCAUCCUCGGGGUCAUCAGUGGUCUCGUCCACGUCGCCGUGGUGUUGGCUGCUGUUGUCGACACCGAAACCAGCGUGGCCCGAGUCUACUUGCCGCAGCACUCCCGUUUGGUGCCUGGAACGCGGAGCGCGUUGAUUGAGGGUGCUAUGCUGUUUACGCAGUAUGAUUACAUUGGGAUCACUCUGACGACUUUGGCGGCGGGGUUCUUUAUGCGCCCGGGGAUGAGCGGCGUCACAAACGGAUUCCGCAAGAUGGUUGCUUUGACGGCUCUGUUUGGUCCUGGCGCGGGUAUGGCUUGGCUGUUGUGCAAAAAGGAGAAUGAGUUGGAUGGAAAGGGGGACGGUGUUGGCGCCAAGAGCGGUUAG